AUGGAACACAAACCAUUUACUGCCACUUCGACAACUUAUGCAAUCCUGCAAUGUCAGGUGACGGACGUGAAGAGUCUGCUGGAAGGAUGUGACCGACUGACCGGCAUGAAUGUGACUAGCGUUGGUGGCACUAUCGUCAAUGAUCAUAACUGCGAUGUGCUUCUACCCAAACAAGUCUUCGCAGAAGAGCCUUUAUUUCAAUAUGAAUUAGCUGAUUCUAAGAAGUUCUACACAAUUUUAAUGGUUGACCCUGAUGCUGCGCCACAGAUCGAGGGAGAAUUUUUCAUGCAUUUAUUGAAGUCCAAUAUACCCGGUCUUGCACUAAAAGCAAGGGAGAGCAGUAAGACCGUCGGCAUAGAUUAUCGAGGGUACAAGUCGCCUUCGCCGUCUCGUGGCACAGGUCCUCACCGGUACAUGAUCCUACUAUAUGAACAAGGAGACGGCAACAACUUCCUACCAACCGUGCCGCCGCGAAGUCGCUUCACACUUGCCAAUUGGCUUCGCGGGAAGAAUCUCUGCGGGCCAGUCGCUGCGACCCAAUUCCGAUUACAAUUUUAA
Molecule: messenger RNA, 558 nt
Organism: Pectinophora gossypiella (pink bollworm)
Lineage: Eukaryota; Metazoa; Arthropoda; Insecta; Lepidoptera; Gelechiidae
Product: protein D2-like
Exons: 5
Coding region: 1-558 (185 amino acids)
Source: RefSeq, a predicted model, not a curated record